Molecule: messenger RNA, 600 nt
Organism: Strongylus vulgaris
Lineage: Eukaryota; Metazoa; Nematoda; Chromadorea; Rhabditida; Strongylidae
Source: the annotation of a GenBank genome assembly
UUGAGAAUUAAGGGGCAGUGUUCAAGGAUAACGGGACAAAGAGCUGAAUUUCAAAAACUCAAAAAAAAACACUUAAAGUUACAAUUUCAGGCAACUGCAUUUAUCGUCACCCAUGUUGGCUUAUGCUUUAUGGUGGCCGUUUAUGCGGUGGUCGGCGCUUUCAUGUUCCAAGCCAUCGAAUAUCCAAAAGAGAUGGAAUUCCAGGGUCAUAUCAAGAACGACACUUGGAAUGUGGUUCAUGAAUUGUAUGACUUCAUUAACAAUAGCACAGUGAUUGAGGAGGCUGAAGUGAAGAGUAAAGCUCAUCGUUUGUUCAAACGCUACGAGAAAUUGCUCGUAGAGGCUGUAAAUUUUGAAGGUUAUGACGAACAUGACGAUACGCGGCCGACUUACCAAUGGACGUUCUCUGGAGCAUUACUCUAUUCCAUCACUGUUUUUACAACUAUAGGAUAUGGCCAUAUUUGCCCUAAAACGGACACUGGGCGAUUAAUGACGAUAAUAUAUGCAAUGAUCGGCAUACCCUUGAUGCUAUUGUGCCUUGCAAAUAUUGCUGAAACCCUUGCGCAGGUAUUGUUUUCUGUGUUUCUUCGUUAUUUAUAA